AGAAAUGGUGCGUUGGAAAACAUAAUAACCGAUUUAAAAGCUACUUCAGACCCAUUUAGGUAACGGUAACGGUAACGGUAACUCAGAAGUAAACGCUGAACUUUAACCAGUUGGAGCAGCCAAACAAGACUGACAAUUAUUUGUGGUGCCAACAGAGUGUACAAGUCAAUUCUUGAUUGCCAAGGGAAAAAGGCAUGAUGUUUCCUUUCACGUUUCACCUACUAAAGUUAUUGACUCAUUACUGUCUUUUUUUUUAAGUGCUUAUAAAUAGUAAGACAUUUCAUUAGAGCUUCAAUCAUUAUUUGUAGUUGUUAAUUUUUCAUCUAAGAAUCCUAAAUGGGUUUUCCAUUUGUAUUUCUGUUAGUCCUAUCCAUCCAAUAUAAUGCGUAUUUUAUCAGCGGUUCUGACCCUGAUCCAAUCGAAGACUUCUGCAUAUCAGGAACAAAACCGGGUUAUCCGAGUUGCAUGAACACGAAUGCAACAGUUGAAGACUUUGUAUUCACAGGAAUAAAGGUGGCAGGAAACUUGACAAACAGCGGGUUCAGUUCGAAACCUGUAAAUGGAAAUGUCUUUCCUGGGCUAAACACGUUAGGAUUGUCGAUGGUUAGAGCUGAUUUUGGUGUAGGUGGUGUUAAUGUUCCACAUUACCAUCCUAGAGCUACAGAAGUUGCUUAUGUACUGGAGGGAAGUAUUUAUUCUGGAUUUGUUGAUAGUCAGGGAAGAAUAUUUGCUAAGGUGAUUGAGAAAGGUGAGGUAAUGGUGUUUCCUAGGGGAAUGUUGCAUUUCCAGAUGAAUGUUGGUGAGUCUGAUGCAGCUAUUUUGGGAAGUUUCGACAGCCAGAAUCCCGGCUUGAUGAGAAUCCCAUCUACUGUUUUUGGGUCUGAUAUCAAAGAAGAGCUUCUACAAAAGGCUUUUGGUUUGAGUUCAAGAGAUCUUCGCAAGUUGAAAAACAAGUUGAGCUCAUCCUAAGUUUUUAAUAUAAUUAUAUUUUUACUUUUAACAUUUCAUUCCAACCAUCACCAAGUGCAAUCAGAGUUGUGUUCUUUUCCAACAACUGUAAGUUCUGAAAUAUAUAGUAAAUUUCCAACCAUUUUCCCUGCAAUAA
Molecule: messenger RNA, 1105 nt
Organism: Spinacia oleracea (spinach)
Lineage: Eukaryota; Viridiplantae; Streptophyta; Magnoliopsida; Caryophyllales; Amaranthaceae
Product: germin-like protein subfamily 3 member 2
Exons: 1
Coding region: 337-969 (210 amino acids)
Molecular function (GO): manganese ion binding
Source: RefSeq, a predicted model, not a curated record